UUAAAUAAUAGAAAAAUGUUUGACCAAUAAAAAACCCUAAACUGGAUCUUCCUCUCUAGAUCUCAAAGUUCCAAGAAUGGCUCAGAGCUCCGACGAUUGUGAAGUCUGAGUGGGUCGCAGCCGAAUUGAAGCUUUUGAAGUCUCUACGCUGAGCUCAUUUUGCAUUUCACGAGGUAGGUUCCAUCAACAUUUAUAAGUUUCAUGCUUCAAUAAUUGUGAAGUUUCUAUUUUUUAUAUCACUUUGCUGGUGGAAAUUGAGCCUUUGGAAAGUCAUUUCAUAUAAGUAGUGCACAUACUUGGUGAAGUUGAAGAAUUAAGCAAAGUCAACUCAUAGAAGGAAAGAAGAAAACAAAAGAGAGAGAGAGAUAGAGAGAGAGAAAAUUCAUUCUUGUGAAGACAAUUGGUGAUGUAGAUAUAUAAAUGAUCACCAAAGUGUAGUAUGAGGAGGAUCAAGUUUCCAAAGCGUUACUGGAUUGUUAUUUUGACCUUUAUCUGCACGUCUGUUUGCUAUAUUGAACGUGUGGGCUUCUCAAUUGCAUAUACUGUUGCAGCUGAUGCUGCGGGGGUAAAUCAAUCUAGCAAAGGAAAAAUACUUUCUACAUUCUAUUAUGGAUAUGCCUGUUCACAGGUUCCUGGAGGUUGGGCAGCCCAAAAAAUUGGGGGAAGGAAGGUUCUUCUCUUCUCAUUUGUAUUAUGGUCGAUGACUUGUGCAUUAGUUCCACUAGAUCCCAAUUUAGUGGUAACCUUGGUGAUUGCACGAUUGCUUGUUGGUGUGGCACAAGGGUUCAUCUUCCCCUCCAUUCACACAGUUCUAGCACAAUGGGUUCCACCCCAUGAAAGAUCCAGGUCUGUUUCUCUCACAACCUCUGGUAUGUAUCUUGGGGCAGCUGCAGGAAUGCUAUUCCUUCCAAGCCUGGUGAAAUUUAAAGGUCCCCAAUCAGUUUUUCUUGCUGAGGCAGCGCUAGGUGGUAUGUGGUCUAUGCUUUGGUUCGCAUAUGCCACUGACCCACCUCGUUCUGAACAUCCUAAAGCCACAGCUGCUGGUUUUGGGGAGUCUUUGUUGCCAAUUAAAGGAAGCCAAAAGUUGAAAGUGGAGAAUGGAGGAAAUUCCGCCAGAAAUUCCAAGAUCCCAUGGAAGAGAAUUAUCCUUAGUUUGCCUGUUUGGGCGAUUGUGGUAAAUAAUUUCACCUUCCACUAUGCAUUAUAUGUUUUGAUGAAUUGGCUGCCCACAUACUUUGAAUUAGGUCUCCAGCUUAGCCUUCAAGAGAUGGGUUCUUCCAAGAUGAUGCCUUAUCUCAACAUGUUUUUAUUCUCAAAUAUUGGUGGUAUGUUAGCAGACCACUUUGUCACUAAGAGAAUCUUGUCUGUGACCAACACCCGAAAAUUCUUGAAUACCAUAGGGUUUGUAGUUGCUUCUCUUGCUUUGAUGGCGAUUCCUAUGUUUAGAACAUCUAACGGAGCUGUACUAUGUUCUUCUGUGGCACUUGGCUUCUUAGCUCUUGGGAGAGCUGGUUUUGCUGUGAAUCACAUGGAUAUUGCUCCAAGAUAUGCAGGUAUAGUGAUGGGAGUUUCAAAUACUGCUGGAACAUUAGCUGGAAUUAUUGGAGUUGAUUUAAGUGGAAAACUAUUGGAAGCAGCCAAAAGUAUCGAUUCGGAUCUUUCGAGUCCAGAAAGUUGGAGAAUGGUGUUUUUUAUACCAGGGUUGCUCUGCAUCUUUAGUUCUGUCGUGUUCUUACUAUUCUCCACAGGGGAAAGGGUUUUUGACUGAGCUAAGUAUGUUACAUGCAAAGCCUCUCACUUUGAAAGGUGAUUUAUCACUCUUGGUUAUUGAUAACUUGGAGUAAUCGGCAUAAAAGAAAAUUCUUCAUUCUUUGAUACGUUUUGCUGCAUUAAUUUGUAUCUCACAAUACCAGGGUUUGUAGGAUUUGGAACAUGUAAUAUUCUUUCUUUUUUGUGAAAUGUUAGCUUGUAAUUUAAUAUAUUUGACCACACUGAAAAUAAAAGGUCUCGAC
This is a messenger RNA of Humulus lupulus (European hop), 2012 nucleotides long. RefSeq names its product probable anion transporter 5. The record is from RefSeq and is a predicted model, not a curated record. The transcript has 2 exons. Lineage: Eukaryota; Viridiplantae; Streptophyta; Magnoliopsida; Rosales; Cannabaceae. Gene Ontology annotation, molecular function: transmembrane transporter activity. Gene Ontology annotation, biological process: transmembrane transport. Bases 440 to 1768 code for a protein of 442 amino acids.